AUGACCGAGUUGGAGGAGCGAAUCUCAGUUUAUGAGCAACUGUGGGCUUUGGCAAUUCCCGGGUUCACUCUGGAGGACGCGUACAGAAAGUACCAAGAGAUGGGGGUCUCAGGCGUGCGGAGUCUUGUUCACCAGUACCUCCCUCGCCGCGCAGAAACACGGCCGCACUCUGGCAUAAACACGCCCCGUCCUCCCACAAGAGCGAGGUCUCCUGCGGAUCUCGACGCAGCCGACCUCACACCGCUCAUCGCUGUGGUGCAUGACCCGAACGAGUUUGAGUGGCACGAGGGCCAGGUUGCCGGAGCGCUGGACGGCAUGGGCGUCGAUUCAAACACCGAGGAAGGUGUCAGCUACCUGGGCUUGUCGUCUGGUUCAACCUUUGUCAACGUGAUCAAGCGUCUCACGCCAGCACACACACUUUCAGUGUCUCCCGAGAACUUUACGUCGUCCAAUCUAGACGUGGAGAGAAUACUGCGGCCUACAAAUGGAAACCAGUUGCGGCAGUCUACAAAAGCGGUCCAUCCGCUCCCUCCCCUGUCCGAGAUCCUCCCGUUUGUCGACUGCUACUUUCAAUACUUUCACACCCUCACACCUUUGGUGCACGAACCAACCAUCAGGGCUCAGAUUACCGGUGCACUCCCAAUCUCUACCAAACCUGGCCAGGAAGUCUUGAUCUUCAUGGUGUUCGCGAUGGGAGCGUUCGAUCUCGCUACCGAUGACAGCGACCUGGGUCACCAGUAUUAUGAGAUUGCGCACAAAGCUCUUCAGCACGACCUUCUCGAAGAGGGCUCGCUGCAGCUUGUCCAGGGACUGGCCAUCAUGGCGAAUUACCUUCAACGCUCAAACCGUCCCAACGCCGGUCACCUCACCAUGGGCCUUGCCAUCCGAAUGGCUUAUCUCACCGUUUCAACGGUUGCAAAACCUGCCAACUCGUCCGACGUCACCCUCUACUCGGCUCUCAUCACUCAAUCGACCCUCGCCCAGGUCACUUGCUCCGUCCACGAGGCGAUCCUCCAGUCCCGCCCAGCACCAACUCUGGAGCAGAUCAAGGUCUAUGACGCAAGAAUCGUUGCGGCUGUCGAAUCGUUGCCCUCACAUUGUAAAGAUUGCCCUGGUGGUCCCUACCGCUUUGCCCAUUGCGUUCAAGUCUGGAGGGUGCGCGACUUCCGCGCAAUCCUGUACCGCCCGAUCCUGCUCGCUGCCGCAUGGGACACCAGGAACGGAGGCCGGCGGUCCAUCACUGCCGCUACACGGGAGGCAAUAGAGAUCUGUCGCACACUUGCACUGGACAACCUCCACGACAUUGGCGAAUUCUUCCUUGCCGCGGACGGUUGUUCGACGCGCGUCGUCGAGUGGUACACACUCUACUUUGCGUUCCAGUCUGCUUUGGCUAUCCUGUUGUCGGUUGUCUGGGAGCCCUCCCACGUGGAUGCUGAGAAAUGGCGGAGUGCGAUUCACUCGACUGCCUCGUGGUUCCGGCAAAUGCGCUCACUGAACAAUGUUGGGCACAAGUAUGCCCAAAUCCUUGAGAACAUUGUGAACACGGUCCCGACGCCUACAGAGACCCAUGGCCUUGCUGCUGCACUGGAGGCGUACAGUGGGCUUGAGGAGCCUGCCAUGGAUGUGGACCGUUACUGGCUCGAGAUUAUGGGCAACGAGCUGGCGCUUCCAAACGUAAACCAGACGGGAUGGUGGGACCAGUUUAUACAAGCACAAUCGGAAUACUAG
This is a messenger RNA of Apiotrichum porosum, 1728 nucleotides long. RefSeq lists its product as uncharacterized. The transcript is spliced from 5 exons. Gene Ontology annotation, cellular component: nucleus. Gene Ontology annotation, molecular function: DNA-binding transcription factor activity, RNA polymerase II-specific; RNA polymerase II cis-regulatory region sequence-specific DNA binding; zinc ion binding. Bases 1 to 1728 code for a protein of 575 amino acids. Gene Ontology annotation, biological process: positive regulation of transcription from RNA polymerase II promoter by galactose; DNA-templated transcription. Lineage: Eukaryota; Fungi; Basidiomycota; Tremellomycetes; Trichosporonales; Trichosporonaceae. The record is from RefSeq and is a predicted model, not a curated record.